Messenger RNA from Exophiala spinifera, 1002 nucleotides. RefSeq lists its product as uncharacterized. The transcript has a single exon. The coding region runs from base 1 to 1002 and encodes 333 amino acids. The record is from RefSeq and is a predicted model, not a curated record. NCBI's taxonomy places the organism in Eukaryota, Fungi, Ascomycota, Eurotiomycetes, Chaetothyriales, Herpotrichiellaceae.
AUGGUCGGUGUUAUACAAUUCUUCCGAGGCCAGUUUCAGACGCCCCCGUUACCCAAGGUCGACCUGGCUGGCCGCACCAUUGCAAUCACCGGUGCGAAUUCCGGACUCGGCCUGGAAGCCGCCAAACAGUUGGUGCAACUCAACUGCAGCACCAUCGUGCUGGUAUGCCGCACAUUGGCCAAAGGGGAAGAGGCCAGGAAGAUCAUUGAAGCAACAUCCAGUGGCAACGGACGAAAGCCACAGUUCGCCCUCCUUGAGCUGGAUCUCGGCUCCUUUGCAAGUGUCGUCGCUUGCGCCGAAAAGUUCAGAGACCUUCCCCGGUUGGACGCCGCUAUUCUCAAUGCCGGGGUAGAACUUCACAAAUUCUCCUUGUCCGAGGGGUAUGAGAGUACAAUAACCGUGAAUGUGAUUUCGACCUUUCUCCUUGCGACCUUACUGAUCCCGACUUUGCGUCAAUCGGCCGCCAAACACAACAUUGCCCCUGUGCUGUCCGUGACUGGAUCGGCCGUCCACUUCUGGGCGAAUGCUCGAGAUCUUACCACUCCUCCCGACGGGCAAAUCCUCAAAACGCUCUCGGACUCCCAGAAGGCGAAUAUGCGGGAACGGUACUUCCUCAGCAAACUCCCAGUCAUGCUCCUGGUCAAACGGUUUGCGAAAGUGCUCACGGCCUCGGCUGAGGCUGAUCCUAUCGGCAAACCAUUGGUCGUGAUCAACAACGUCGCUCCAGGACUGUGCAAUACGAAUCUCUUCCGGGACGCUCCAGCAGCGACGAGGCUCGUUUUGUCACGCGUGGCUCGCUCCAGCGAGCACGGUGCAAGAACUCUGGUCCACGGUGGCACGGCCGGCAAAGAAACCCACGGUCAAUAUCUGAGCGAGUGUCAGGUCAAGCCCUACAGUCCGUUUGUCAAGAGCAAGGAAGGCGACAAAACAGCGGAGAGACUGUGGGAUGAGCUGAGUGUCAUCUACGAGGGACUCAAGCCAGGGUGUACAAAGGAGUUGUGA